Molecule: messenger RNA, 2661 nt
Organism: Dicentrarchus labrax (European seabass)
Lineage: Eukaryota; Metazoa; Chordata; Actinopteri; Moronidae
Gene: timm17b
Product: translocase of inner mitochondrial membrane 17 homolog B (yeast)
Exons: 6
Coding region: 25-537 (170 amino acids)
Biological process (GO): protein import into mitochondrial matrix
Cellular component (GO): TIM23 mitochondrial import inner membrane translocase complex; mitochondrial inner membrane
Molecular function (GO): transmembrane protein transporter activity
Source: RefSeq, a predicted model, not a curated record
CACGUUCUCCUGACGACAACAAUCAUGGAGGAGUACGCUCGUGAGCCUUGUCCCUGGAGGAUAGUGGACGACUGUGGAGGUGCUUUCACCAUGGGUGCAAUUGGAGGAGGGGUGUUCCAGUCGAUCAAGGGCUUUCGUAAUGCCCCUGCAGGUGUCGGACACAGACUGAGAGGGAGUGCAAACGCAGUGAGAGUAAGAGCUCCCCAGAUUGGAGGUAGCUUUGCCGUAUGGGGAGGGCUCUUCUCCACAAUCGACUGUGGUUUAGUUCGCUUGAGGGGGAAAGAGGAUCCUUGGAACUCCAUAACAAGUGGUGCACUGACUGGGGCCAUCCUAGCAGCACGCAGUGGGCCGUUAACUAUGAUGGGCUCUGCCAUGAUGGGGGGGAUUUUGCUCGCUCUCAUUGAGGGUUUUGGGAUCCUACUAACAAGAUAUACAGCACAGCAGUUUCAGAACCCUAUUCCUUUUGCAGAAGACCCCAGUCAGUUACCUCCAAAGGAUGGGGGUCAGCAGCAGGAGGCGAAGGGGCAGUUUCAGUAGAGACCAGCUGUGGACACAGUGAGUCAGACCAGUGAAUAGGGGCUGCAGAAGGUAUCACCAGGAGACUGAGAUACUGGUCCCUACAGUGGUGUCAAGUAGUUGCACUAUGUUCUUAAACCUCAGGGGUAAAUUACUGCCAGUUUUAGUUAUUUAUGAGUGAAUGUUUGUAUGUAAACAAAGAUCCUUCUGACGAACCUCAUGUUCGCACCUCCAGCAUCUCAUGCAAUGUUUUUUCUGUUAGUGGUUAUUCAGUCUUCACUGUGACAUUUAUGGGUUAAAGCGACAGUAGGCCAACCUCCUGCCUCUCUCUCUGCUGCCUCAUAUCACUUUGCUAAGCCCCUCCCUCCAAACCCACACCUUUGAACGGCAACCUCAUGCCUUGUGACUCCCGCUCUCCAGAGACCCCAAUCCCUCUGUCUGUGAUUGCAACUUGUCUUUUCAAAGACACCUAUCCAGUACUCCACGGCCCCAGAUCAGAGCCCCCCCCCUCAGGCUUCAGGGGCAGCUGCGACAAUGUCUAACAGCAGCAUGAGAGGAUGGUCCAGACAUCCUUUCAAACUGCCUCAGCAACUGUUUCUGCGGUGAGGGGCCAGCGGACGACCUGAAUUCUCCAGGAGGGGGCGCCGUAUUAUUGCAGUCAUUCUAACCUUUGAUAACACGAAAGAAAUUGGAUUACACAGCUAAUACACAACACACACAACACACACACACACACACACACACACACACACCCCCUCAAAAGUUAUUCUCCACUGUUUGUCAUCAUGCCUUUUUGCCACUCGUCAAUGCAAGUUUCCAUGGCAUCAAACAUAAUGAGCCCGAAGCUGUGUGUGGAGCCGGAACAUGUUGACAUACGUGUUUUUGUUGGUUUUUACUAUUGUUGGCAAAGGAGAGAUUGGAAGUGUAUCACAGAUUGCAGGAUUUUCUGCCACUGAAUCAGUGUUUCACCAUCUGAAGGACGUGCAUGAGUAUCUGCAUGUGUAGAACAGUGAAAAGGAAAACCCUCUCUAUGAAAGGACCUGUGAUUGGCCAACGGGCUAGCUUUACUGAAGCCUGAAAACAGAGCCAAGAGGAGGGGCAGAAGCCUAGUUUUCUCUCUGACCACUUGAACUAUAUUAUGCUGAAAGGUAUCACGUUUUUGUCCAAUGACACCAAAAAAAUACUGCCUAUCUCAGAUUUAAAUAUGCAACUCAAUUUGAUUAUUCAGCAUCUAGGCAUUUAUAUAUUAUUAGUUUGACAUUGUGGGAAAUACACCUUUUAAAAAAACUAGACAGAAUCCACACCUAAAAACUACAAUUUGAUAUUUUACCAGGUACAGUUUCUUGUCAGGGGGCAGUGAUUUUCUGGAGUGUGGUGGAGUUGGCAUCUAUCUCCUCAUGUAACUCUUGCCAAGAAAAAAAAAAGGUGUAUUUCCCAAACAAUUUUUUCCCUUCCAAAGAUUUUAUGCACAGAUUUAGUAAACAGUGAUGUGUGUAAGGCAGAAAGGUAGAGUAAUAAGAGAAAUGAGAUGUCUGUGACAUUACAACACUGUGUUUGUUCAGUUUUAACAUGGGGAGUGGCAAUCUGAGAAUAUGUUUCUUUAAUUUAAUUUCUUUAAAGUCUUGAAUUAUUUAUGUCUGCUGUGACAAUCAAUGCAAAGAACUGUGCAUGUUUUUAAAUAAUGUGUGUGUUUAAGAUGGACAAACCUCAUUUCAUUCUUCGUCUGCAGUAUCACUUUAAUAAGACUUUGCCUCACCCGGCAGCUUUUGUCAUUUUGAAUCUUUGUUGAAUAGUUUUUAUCUUAUAUUAGAAGCACGAGCAAAAACAAUGUCUCUUCCUCAAUACUGAAAAAUACGGAUGAAUUCCUAGAAAAUGAUGGCUUGAAUUACUUUGUUCAGUUAGUCGGUUAUUAUCACGCACUCCUCGUCACUUUGAUCGCUGUAUUAUCCAUUGAGCAACCAAGCACUUUUAAUCUCUCUGUUUUCUCAGAAUGUUAGCAUCUGCACAGAGAAGAGGAGAGAUGAUGCAAUGUGACUGUGUUUUGCUUUUUAAACAAUGUAUAGAAAGAAUGUUUAUUUUAUGUAAUGUCUUAAUAUAUUUAUCUUGCAAAAGUUGAGAAAAAAACAAAUAAAGGCAUCAAAUGUU